Setaria italica (foxtail millet) is the source of this 2403-nucleotide messenger RNA. Its product is annotated as receptor-like protein kinase FERONIA. NCBI's taxonomy places the organism in Eukaryota, Viridiplantae, Streptophyta, Magnoliopsida, Poales, Poaceae. The transcript is spliced from 2 exons. Gene Ontology annotation, molecular function: transmembrane receptor protein tyrosine kinase activity; ATP binding. Gene Ontology annotation, cellular component: plasmodesma; plasma membrane. The record is from RefSeq and is a predicted model, not a curated record. Gene Ontology annotation, biological process: protein autophosphorylation. The coding region runs from base 1 to 1980 and encodes 659 amino acids.
AUGCUUGGGAGUUACCUGCCAUUUGGGUCGUAUGCGCAGUUUUCCCCUUCUUCCCAGUCGUCCCUACCAUCAACGGCGAGGAGUCGUCCAGAAAAUAAAGUGAUGGAAUCGAUGCAACAAAGGGAUGACAGAUCAAGGUGGAUAGCGCAUAGCAAUCAUAAUAUAAAAUGCUUCACAAAAUGGGAGGUAGAAAUAAUAACCAACAACUAUAGAACUAUUAUCGGGAGGGGUGCUUUCGGAGAAGUUUACAGAGGAGUCCUGGACAAAAGUGUGGUUGCAGUGAAGAGAUUUGUCCACAAUGUGAGGGAAAACUUUGAUCAAGAAUUGACCGCCCAUCGCGAAGUCAAUCACAAAAACGUAGUCAGGCUCAUUGGUUACUGUGUAGAGGAAAAUGCCCUAAUGAUGGUCACCGAGUAUAUCCCUAACGGAAACCUGAGUGGCGUUCUUCACAGUGACAGCAGCAUCCCAAUCUCUCUGGAAGCACGCAUUAGAAUCGCCACAGAUUGUGCAGAGGCAUUGGCAUCCAUGCAUUCUUACAUGUAUACUCAGGUCAUCCAUGGGGACAUCAAGCCUGCAAAUAUACUAUUAGAUGAAAGCCUAGAUGGAAGCCUCAGGGCAAAAAUAUCAGACUUCGGAAUAUCAAGACUAGUCAAUGACCCAGAUAGAACCUUGUUCACAGCCCAUGUAGUGGGCAGCAUAGGUUACAUGGAUCCUUUGUUUGCUCGGGAUGGACGCCUCACUGCGAAGAGUGAUGUUUACAGUUUUGGAGUUGUCCUGGUUGAACUGAUCACUCGGAAAAGGGCAACAACAUCAGGUGGGGAAGCCAACAUUGUUGAUGUAUUUACUAACACUCUUGCAAAUGGGUUCAGAGGGGUGAGAGAGAUCUUUGAUGCUGAAAUUACAAGCCAGAACAACAUGAAGAUUCUGGAAGGGGUUGCAAAGCUAGCCGGUGAGUGCCUGCUGAUGGAAAGGGGAAGACGUCCUGAUAUGAUUGAUGCGGUAGAACGACUCCGGACAUUUGGGAAAGCUGCACAUCAAGGACAACAACGGAAGAGCAAGCCAACGCCUCCAGCUCUAGUUAAUACUUCGCCCUCAGACCUCUGCCGCCGGUUCUCUCAUGAAGAGAUGAAGGCUGCAACAAGAAACUUCGACGACUCGCUUCUUGUUAACCCUGAUGACAUUUUUGGUAGUAGAGUUUACUGUGGUGGGAUUGAUGGGGGAGCAACCAAAGUGGCUAUCAAGUGCCCAAGAAACAGGCAUGGUGGUGGCCGUGAAUCCCAUUCUGUGAUAGAGAUGAGGUCAAAGCUCAGACACCGUCAUAUUGUGCCCCUGGUAGGUUAUUGCGAUGAGAACAGCGAAAUGAUCCUGGUGUACGAUUUCAUGGCUCAUGGAACUCUGCACUAUCACUUGUAUGACAACAAGGAGCAGCGCCUUACUUGGAAGCAGCGUUUGGAGAUCUGCAUUGGUGCAGCUCGUGGCCUACACUACCUUCAGAGAGGUACAAAGCAUGGCAUUAUCCACGGGAACCUGAACACAGAAACUAUUCUCCUCGAUGAGAAUUGGGUUGCCAAGAUUACUGAUGGUGGUUUGUCCGAUAAUGCUAGCAACUACUGGGUCUUACGUGUCAAUUUCUUAGCAGCAGAACCUCAUGGCCUAACUGAGGAAUCAGAUGUCCAUGCUUUUGGUGCUCUGUUGUUCGAGGUCCUGUCUGGAAAACUGGGUCGAAUUCUUCCAAAGAAAUACAUGUUAGAAUGGGCAUUGCGUUACAAGGAGGAGGGCAGGCUUCAUCUUUUUUUUGACCCCGCCCUUAAGGGAGAAAUUAAUCUGCAGUCUCUGAACAAGUUUGUCGAAAUCGCUGCGAAGUGUGUUGCUGAUCAGGAAAUUGACCGUCCGUCGAUGGAGGAUGUGCUCUCGGACCUGGAGUGUGCCCUUCAGUUGCAGGUGGACGUGAGUGCAGGGGCGAGUGGAAGUGGAAGCUAAGCUAAGUUUGGUGGCAGGACGUCAGAGGGUGGAAUGGGCAGGCACGAUUUCGGAAGAACGGAUUCUGAUGAGCUGAACACUAUCUCAGUGCCCGUAUUGCGACUGUAUCGAGGCUCCCUUGAGCAUGUUUUCAUGAGCUAAUGCUGUUCCAUAUUGCCCGUUGUGUAUUUGGUUUAUAUCUUUUGCAUUGCGACUCUAACCUGUACAGCGAAUUAGGACAAUAAAGCAAUCUAUAGGGUAAUGUAUUACUCCCUCCGUUUUUUUACAUGUUCUAAGUCAAACAUGUAACUUUAAUUAAAUUUAUAGAAAAAUAUAAUAACAACUAUACUACCAAACAUAUGCACUAUCAAAAUAUAUUUCAUUGUGGAUUCAAUGAAAUAAUUUUGGUCUUGUAGAUGUUGUUGAAUUUUUCUAUAAACUUGA